This is a messenger RNA of Miscanthus lutarioriparius, 183 nucleotides long. NCBI's taxonomy places the organism in Eukaryota, Viridiplantae, Streptophyta, Magnoliopsida, Poales, Poaceae. The record is from the annotation of a GenBank genome assembly.
AUGGCGAGGAGAGGAAAAAUGAGAAGGCGGAGAGAUAGCAGAUGGCGGGAGAAGCAGGGAUUCGAUGAGUACAUGACCUUGGUCCUCGAUGAUGCUGAGGAAAUCAACGUCAGGAACACUAGGAAAUCAUUGGUGGCAAGUGAAGAUAAUUAUGGCAGGAAUGAUGGUUGGCGCUUGCCUUGA